Messenger RNA from Castor canadensis (American beaver), 861 nucleotides. The record is from RefSeq and is a predicted model, not a curated record. Lineage: Eukaryota; Metazoa; Chordata; Mammalia; Rodentia; Castoridae.
ACUGCUGGGCCCUUGCUGCUCACAAGCACAUGCCUACCCUCCCCAGGCCGAGGCCCAGCUGACCCCCGGGGGCUCCCCCGGCAGCGGACAGGGAAGGGUUAAAGGCCCCCCGGGCUCCCUGCCCCUUGCCCUGGGGAUCCCCUGGCCUGUGGGGACAUGAACUGUGUUUGCCGCCUGGUCCUGGUGGUGCUGAGCCUUUGGCCAGAUAGAGCCGUUGCCCCUGGACCACCUUCGGGCUCCCCUCGAGUUCCCUCAGACCCUCGGGCAGAGCUGGACAGUGCAGUCCUCCUGACCCGCUCCCUACUGGCAGACACUCGGCAGCUGGCUGCACAGCUGAGAGAGAAAUUCCCAGCUGACGGGGACCACAACCUGGAUUCCCUACCCACCUUGGCCAUGAGUGCAGGGGCACUGGGAUCUUUGCAGUUGCCAGGUGUGCUGAUGAGGCUUCGAGUGGACCUGCUCUCUUACCUUCGACAUGUACAGUGGUUGCGCCGGGCUGGUGGCCCUUCCCUGAAGACCCUGGAGCCCGAGCUGGGUGCUCUCCAGGCCCGGCUAGACCGGCUACUGCGUCGGCUGCAGCUCCUGAUGUCUCGCCUAUCCCUGCCCCAGGCACCCCUAGACCAGCCAUCUGCCCCCCUGGUGCCCCCUGCCUCAGCCUGGGGAAGCAUCAGGGCAGCUCAUGCCAUCCUAGGAGGGCUGCACCUAACCCUGGACUGGGCCGUGCGAGGCUUGCUGCUGCUGAAGACUCGGCUGUGAUCUUGGACCCAAAGCCACCGUUGUCCUUCAAAGCCAGAUCUUAUUUAUUUAUUUAUUUCAGUACUGGGGCAUGGUGGUCAGGGGAUAUCACCCCUCAUCUCCACC